Rhinolophus ferrumequinum (greater horseshoe bat) is the source of this 1892-nucleotide messenger RNA. It is a transcript of the gene UMPS, whose product is annotated as uridine monophosphate synthetase. Bases 87 to 1529 code for a protein of 480 amino acids. Gene Ontology annotation, biological process: 'de novo' pyrimidine nucleobase biosynthetic process; 'de novo' UMP biosynthetic process. Gene Ontology annotation, molecular function: orotidine-5'-phosphate decarboxylase activity; orotate phosphoribosyltransferase activity. NCBI's taxonomy places the organism in Eukaryota, Metazoa, Chordata, Mammalia, Chiroptera, Rhinolophidae. The record is from RefSeq and is a predicted model, not a curated record. The transcript is spliced from 6 exons.
GGGGCUUAUCAGGUGAUGUCAUCCGGGCGCCAAGGCCAGCGUACCCGCCCACGUUAGCGUUCAGAGCGAACGUGGAGCGCUCGGCGAUGGCGGCCGCCGAUUCAGUUUUGGGGUCAUUGGUAACGGAUCUGUACGACGUGCAGGCUUUCAAGUUUGGACACUUCGUGCUGAAGAGCGGGCUCUCUUCCCCGGUGUACAUCGAUCUGCGGGGUAUCGUGUCUCGACCACGUCUUCUGAGUCAGGUUGCAGAAAUUUUAUUCCAAACUGCCCAAAAUGCAGGGAUCAAAUUUGACACUGUGUGUGGAGUACCUUAUACAGCUUUACCAUUAGCUACAAUUAUCUGUUCAACCAACCAAAUUCCAAUGCUUAUUAGAAGAAAAGAAACAAAGGAUUAUGGUACUAAGCGUCUUGUAGAAGGAGCUGUUAAUCCAGGAGAAGCCUGUUUGAUCAUUGAAGAUGUCAUUACUAGUGGAUCUAGUGUUUUGGAGACGGUGGAGGUUCUUCAGAAGGAGGGCUUGCAGGUCACCGACGCUGUGGUGCUGCUGGACAGAGAGCAGGGAGGCAGGGACAAGUUGCAGGCACAUGGCAUCCGUCUCCACUCAGUGUGUACAUUGUCCAAAAUGCUGGCGAUUCUUGAGCAACAGGAAAAAAUCGAUGCUGAGAUGGUCGAGAGAGUGAAGAGAUUUAUUCAGGAGAAUGUUUUUGUGGCAGCUGAUCAUAAUGGUUCUCUCCCUUCUGUAAAGAAAGCACCCAAAGAACUCAGCUUUGGUGCACGUGCAGAGCUGCCCAGGAUCCACCCAGUUGCAUCGAAGCUUCUCAGGCUUAUGCAAAAAAAAGAGACCAAUCUGUGUGUGUCUGCUGAUAUUUCAGAGUCCAGAGAGCUGUUGCAGCUCGCCGAUGCUUUAGGGCCCAGCAUCUGCAUGCUCAAGACUCAUGUUGAUAUUUUGAAUGAUUUUACUCUGGAUGUGAUGGAGGAGUUAACAACUCUGGCAAAACGCCAUGAGUUCUUAAUAUUUGAAGACCGGAAAUUUGCAGAUAUAGGAAACACAGUAAAAAAGCAGUAUGAAGGUGGUGUCUUUAAAAUAGCUUCUUGGGCAGAUGUAGUCAAUGCUCACGCAGUGCCCGGCCCAGGAGUGGUGAAAGGGCUGCAAGAAGUAGGCCUGCCUCUGCGCCGGGCCUGUCUGCUCAUUGCGGAAAUGAGCUCCGCGGGCUCCUUGGCCACCGGGAACUACACGAAAGCAGCGGUUAGAAUGGCUGAGGAGCAUUCUGAAUUUGUGAUUGGCUUUAUUUCUGGCUCCCGAGUAAGCAUGAAACCAGAAUUUCUUCACUUAACUCCAGGAGUUCAAUUAGAAGCAGGAGGGGACAAUCUCGGCCAACAGUACAAUAGCCCACAAGAAGUUAUUGGCAAACGAGGUUCUGAUAUCAUCAUUGUAGGUCGCGGCAUAAUAACAUCCGCUAAUCGUCUGCAAGCAGCUGAGAUGUACAGAAAAGCUGCCUGGGAGGCUUAUUUGAGUCGACUUGGCGUUUGAGUGUCUCAGGUACAUUUUGUGAAGGCCUUGAAGACCCAUGGCCUCCUGAAAAGCCCUGGCUAGAGAUGAAUAAGCAGCCUUCAAUACUGCUUGGAUUCCACCAAGGGUCGUGUGUUGGAAUGACUUCUGGAAUUAUCAGUGUUUAGGAAAUAUUGGACAGCUUGUAAUCACUGCAUUAUCGCUAUAGUAAGUUCCUUUUCAAGCCUGCAUUUAGGGAGACUGAUGCUGGUUAGACGAUCACAGUCCUGUGUUAAGGUCUUCCACAUUUGAGGAUCCCCCGUCCCCCUCUCUAGGCCAGACUUUUUGAUUUUUAAUUGCCAUGACAUGAAAAUUUUAGGACAUCAAGAAGCUAAAACCAGUACA